CAGGCCACGCCUCCCUUGGCAGGUUACAGAAGAUGUCGCAUAUUUACCUCCAGGUAUCGGCAUCAUGCCGAGUUCACGCGAACUCUCUGACGGAUGGCUGACUGUUAACAUUCAGCGAAUAAUUUAACACCAUUUCACCAACGCUUUUCUCCCCUUCGCAUUCGAUGCUACGAUAUCCGCUGUAAACUGUUGUAUUUGAACAGUUGGACGACAUGGCUGGAGGCAUUACAGAGACAGGGGAGCCAUACUCAGGUUUUGUUGGCUUGGUGUACAUGUUCAACAUAAUCGUGGGCACUGGUGCUCUGACGAUGCCCAAAGCCUUCGCCGCUGCUGGUUGGGUUGUAAGCCUGACGCUCCUCUGCUUUUUGGCUUUCAUGAGUUACAUGAGCACUACAUUUGUGAUCGAGGCCAUGGCUGCAGCAAACGCCCAGCUACGCUGGAAGAGGAGAGAGCAGGAAGAGAUAAAUAGCAGUGACUCUACUUCUGACUACUCAGAUGAUGAGGUCAUCUGCAACAGGCAGUUAGAUCCAGUGGAGACUCGACCCAUUCUGUCUGUUCAACGUACAGGGUGUGUGGAUCACUUUGAUAUUGUGGAGAGAGUUGAGAUGGGACAGAUGGCCUCCAUGUUUUUUAACAAAGUUGGCGUCAAUAUGUUCUACAUCUGCUUAAUUGUGUACCUGUACGGAGACUUGGCCAUCUAUGCGGCUGCUGUGCCCGUGUCUUUAAUGGAAGUGGCCUGCGGCAAUCAUUCCUGCAGCACUGGGAGUAUAAAAUACAACGACACAGAUGUCUGCUGGGGGCCAGUGAGACGGAUAGACGCCUACAGAGCCUUUCUCGCAGUUUUCACACUUCUAUUGGGACCAUUUACAUUCUUCAAUGUACAGAAGACCAAAUACCUUCAGAUCUUCACCUCACUAAUGAGAUGGAUCGCUUUCUCGAUGAUGAUAAUCCUGGCACUCAUCCGCAUCGCAAAGGGUCAUGGCGAGGGUCAACCUCGGGUUGCGCAUCUCAGCGGCGUUCCCAACCUGUUUGGUGUGUGCGUGUACUCCUUCAUGUGCCACCAUUCGCUGCCUUCUCUGAUCACUCCAAUCUCGGACAAACGGCGGAUUAGUAUGCUGCUAACGGUCGACUACGUGCUCAUCCUGGCCUUCUACACUCUACUUUGCUUUACAGCCAUCUACUGCUUUGACAGCUCACUUCUGCGUGACAUGUACACACUAAACUUCACCGUCAACUGCGACGUGCUGGGUGUGGCCGGCCUCCGCUACUUUUUAGGACUUUUUCCUGUCUUUACCCUCAGCACGAACUUCCCUAUAAUCGCAGUCACGCUGCGGAACAACUGGAAGACGCUCUUUCAUCGAGAUGGAGGAACUUACCCAUGGGUGGUGGACCGCGUCGUGUUUCCCUUGAUUACUCUGGUGCCACCCAUCGUGGUGGCUUUUUGUACUCAUGAUCUUGAGUCUCUUGUGGGCAUCACUGGAGCCUAUGCAGGCACGGGCAUUCAGUACAUCAUUCCUGCAGCUCUGGUGUUCUACAGUCGGCGCCACUUAGAGCCCGUGUUUGACAGAGACGUGCAGAAUAAGCACAGGUCUCCAUUCCACCACACGUUCUGGGUCGUGUUUGUGGUGAUUUGGGCGGCUUCCUGCCUAAUGUUUGUCACCGCUAAUAUCAUACUGACAGCAGAAAAUAAAAACUAAAAAGGUG
Messenger RNA from Silurus meridionalis, 1704 nucleotides. It is a transcript of the gene slc38a12, whose product is annotated as transmembrane protein 104. The record is from RefSeq and is a predicted model, not a curated record. Bases 213 to 1697 code for a protein of 494 amino acids. NCBI's taxonomy places the organism in Eukaryota, Metazoa, Chordata, Actinopteri, Siluriformes, Siluridae. The transcript is spliced from 10 exons.